AUGAGCAAGGCGGCCAUCGACGCCGUUACAAGGAAGAUCGUCACACAACUAUUCCGGAUGAUGGGCCUAGAGCCAAGCAAAUACACCCAGGCAUUUGAGGAAUCUUCCAACACGCUCAAGACCCCCAAAGACGAUGUUGUUUUGGUCGUGGACCUCGAUAAAUUCCUCACCAAUAAAGACGAUGGUCUUCACAAUGGAGCGCAUCCUGCCACUACUUGA
Clonostachys rhizophaga is the source of this 219-nucleotide messenger RNA. Lineage: Eukaryota; Fungi; Ascomycota; Sordariomycetes; Hypocreales; Bionectriaceae. The record is from the annotation of a GenBank genome assembly.